AUGUUCACUGUGGCAUCACCCGGUGCGGACACCGUCCCCUCUUCAUACCUCCCCGCACUCGCUAGUAAUGGGACUAUUCCUACCGAGAAUGGGGUCUCCAAUGGAAAAGCAAGUGUCAAGACUGUGGAAGUGAUGUCCGAGGGUGACAGUGCCGAUCUUGGGGUUGUCGCCGCAAACGGCGAUACUAAGCACCAGGAACAAGGGCUUGACAACCCCAUUGUUCCUGAAGCUCCAAAGGCUGUAUCAGAGAAUGAGAAGAUGACGAUGGAGGUCUUGAAGAUCAUCGAAAGCUAUGGGGUUGAUUUUGAGAAAUCGGGUGUUUCCUGGAAGGGCUUUGAGUCGUUUGUUCCAGUUGUUCUGGAACAGAUCAGCAAAGAGGAGCCGAUUCGGAUGAUCUUGCCUGCUUUCCCUUUCAAGUCGCCGAAUGCACGCGAUAAAGUCUUGGGUACGAUGCCAGAUUUUGGUGAGGAGUUGGCGUUGGCCCAUUUGAAUGGACUUUGUCAGAACAUUGCCGAGGAUAUCCUUGGUGUCCCCGAUGAAACCGUCUGGGACUACGGAGAGACAUUGCGCCAAACGGCCAUCGAGAAAGAGCUCCACCAUGUCAAAUUCAUCCGUCUUUUCGAGCUGCUCGAACACCCUUGGUUCCCAUCUUCCACCCCCGAGUCAGCCAAAGCAUUCUACCUAGCUCAUGCAAGCUGUCUUCGCCGAGAACUGAUGUUCGCCUUUGGAGACCCGAAGUUCGACGCAACCCACGCCAUUAAAACCGACAACGACACCUGCCUGACAUACCGCGGCUACAUCAAAUUCCUGACCAAAGAUCUCGCCCACCAAGACGAGACCAAGUCAAUGUCCAAGCGCGGCCGCCAGGCCCAGAUCGCCGAGACAGCCCGCCAAAUGAUCAUCCGGGGCAAAAUGUUCGCCGCAGCAAUCCGAGCCAACCGCAAAGACUACGUGCGACUUUCCAUCCACGAGUCGGCCGGCGAGAGAAAGCUGUCCGUCUCGCUGAUCCCGCAACUUCGAGGCACACUCGGAUACACUCCCUGGCAUUCCUCCGUAGCAGUCGGAUUGGACGGAUCAUAUCGCACCGUCCACGCGGAAGACGUGCGCGACACGCACGACCUGAUCUACAAAAACGGUCAACCAUAUUACUUUCGCGAGCGAUCACCUCUCUUCGACUGGACCGAAGAUGGCCUCUCCGUCAAGUUUGAACAUCUCUACCCCUGCGGCCUCAUCAUCCGCCCCGCCGACAUCGACAACGUCAACCCGCCGCCAUCAAUCCGCUCCAUCCCCAUGCAAAAGGUCCGCCAGCUAUCCAACGGCCUAUCCCCAAUUAUCCUACGCGGGUUCGCCGAGUCACUCGAGGAAGAACUUUACGUCAAGAAAGCCGAGGAACUCGGCAAGAUCCUGCCCUGGAGCUUCGGAGUCAUCCAAAAGGUGCGAGACCAGGGCCGCUCCGAUAAAAUGGGCAACAACGUAACUUCCAACGAGGCGAUGCCGAUGCAUUUCGACGGAAUGUUCAAGUUCGACGAAAUCACCGACCCAGAAACAGGCGAGAAGAAAAAGGUUCAACACCCACCAGGCUACCAAUUCUUCACCUGUCCCGCCACCGCGCCCAAGGGGAAUGGAUAUACCCUGUUCGCCAGUUCGCGGCUGUUCUUCCGGUAUUUGCCUCUGCCUUGGACUGUCGAGCGUCUGGAUAAGAUUACCUGGGCGAUGGACAAUGAUGGAUUCUGGGAUGCGAAGCUGAAGAAUCUGCCGCUGACAGUUAAGCAUCCUGUUUCUGGAUUGUCGUGUCUGCGUUGGCAUCAGCCGUGGGAUUCGAGUAAGACUAAGUUCUCGACUUGCGAUGUCAGCAUUGAGAAUGAUGAGAGUGCUCUCGUUGAGGUUAUUGAUCGGGUUGUUUAUGAUUAUAGGGUUUGUUUGCGGUUUGGUUGGGAGAAGGGUGAUAUGCUCAUCAGUGAUAAUACUGCUAUGUUGCAUACUCGCACUGGGUAUAUCAGUAACUGUGAUCGGGAGUUGUGGAGGAUUCAUUGUGACUGA
Molecule: messenger RNA, 2040 nt
Organism: Penicillium bovifimosum
Lineage: Eukaryota; Fungi; Ascomycota; Eurotiomycetes; Eurotiales; Aspergillaceae
Gene: xanB
Product: isocyanide synthase xanB
Exons: 2
Coding region: 1-2040 (679 amino acids)
Molecular function (GO): oxidoreductase activity
Source: RefSeq, a predicted model, not a curated record